Molecule: messenger RNA, 13980 nt
Organism: Danaus chrysippus (African queen)
Lineage: Eukaryota; Metazoa; Arthropoda; Insecta; Lepidoptera; Nymphalidae
Source: the annotation of a GenBank genome assembly
AUGGGGGACUCCCUUGACGGGAGUGAGAACGCUCCGGAAGCUCAGAAUGUAGUCGUGGUUGAAUUUCAAGAGUUUGCAAAUUACCUGCGGCGGGCUGCAACGAUACUUUUGCCGGAGGAUGAACCCGUACCGCUGGCAUUAAAUGCUGCUCUUGAUGAUAAAGUUAACCAAGAUUGCAUUAGAAAGUUCAUUUCGGACUCUCAAGCCUCAUCUUUGUAUGUCCAACGAUUCUCUUUAAAAGAAGAUGAUAGUGAGCAGCCAACUGAAGGAGAAGAAGAGAAAGAAGCUGUCUCCUACCAGAUAAGCAAUGAGGUACAUUUUACAUCUCCAAGGGUUGCUGCAUUUGUUUGUAUCAAGAGAGGAUCUGUUAUUGAAUCUGACAAAUCAAUUCAUAGUCAGCUUCGUCUUAUCAAUUUAUCUGAUGGCUCGCCUUAUGAGACCCUUCAUGCCUUCAUCAGCAAAACCAUGGCACCGUUCUUUAAGAGCUAUGUCAAAGAAAGUGGAAGAGCUGACAGGGAUGGAGAUAAGAUGGCACCAUCGGUGGAAAAGAAAAUAGCUGAACUGGAAAUGGGCUUGCUGCAUCUACAGCAAAAUAUUGAUAUCCCGGAAAUUACUCUGCCUGUCCAUCAAUCUGUUGCCGCUGUUAUUAAGAGAGCGGCUGAUGAAGGUCGCAAACCUCGAGUAGCAGAUUUCGGUGACAAGGUGGAAGACUCGACAUUCCUUAAUCAACUUCAGAAUGGUGUUAACCGCUGGAUUAAAGAAAUACAAAAGGUCACCAAACUAGAUCGAGAUCCAUCAAAUGGAACAGCUCUUCAAGAAAUAUCUUUUUGGCUGAACCUUGAGAGGGCACUUCAUCGCAUUCAGGAGAAGAGAGAAAGCAUUGAGGUUGCCCUGACUUUGGAUAUUUUAAAGCAUGGCAAAAGAUUUCACGCCACUGUGUCCUUUGAUACGGAUACUGGUCUGAAACAAGCAUUGGCUACAGUAUCUGAUUAUAACCCACUCAUGAAAGACUUCCCCAUCAAUGAUCUACUCAGUGCUACCGAGUUAGAAAGAAUCAGAUUGGCGGUCCAACAAAUCUUUUCACAUCUGCGUAAGAUUCGCUCUACGAAAUAUCCCAUCCAGCGUGGUCUGAGACUUGUGGAGGCCAUUUCUCGAGAUCUUGGACAGCAAUUGUUAAAGGUGCUUGGAACACGACGCCUUAUGCAUAUACCAUUUGAGGACUUUGAGCGUGUUAUGACUCAGUGCUUUGAAGUGUUCUCCUGCUGGGAUGAUGAGUAUGAAAAACUUCAAGGUCUUCUAAGGGAUAUAGUGAAGAAGAAGCGAGACGAACAUCUAAAGAUGGUGUGGCGCGUGUCACCUUCACACAAGAGACUGCAGGCUCGUAUGGAACACAUGCGGCGGUUCAGAAGACAUCAUGAACAACUUAGGACAGUCAUGCUGAGAGUUCUACGUCCUCGCGCUCCAGCAGCCACAGAGAAUGGAGCAGCCGGUGAGCCAGCACAGCCACACUCACUGGCCAUGGACGCAGCUGAUGCCAACGCUAUAGCUGAGGUUAACUUGGCCUAUGAGAAUGUUAAAGAAGUCGAUUGCUUGGACAUCUCACGUGAAGGCUGCGAUGCUUGGGAGGCUGCUGUUCGUCGCUAUGAAGAUAGAAUCGAUCGUGUUGAGACUCGUAUCACAGCCCAUCUUCGCGACCAACUGGGGACAGCUAAGAACGCAAACGAAAUGUUCCGUAUAUUCUCCCGGUUUAAUGCUCUGUUCGUGCGUCCUCACAUCCGCGGCGCCAUACGAGAGUAUCAGACACAGCUCAUACAACGUGUCAAGGAUGAUAUAGAAGCUCUACAUGAGAAGUUCAAGGUCCAGUAUCCUCAAUCGAAGUGCAGUCGCCUCUCCCUCGUGCGUGAUCUUCCUCCUGUAGCCGGCUCAAUCAUUUGGGCUAAGCAGAUCGACCACCAGCUUACAGCGUACUUGAAGCGAGUUGAAGAUGUCCUUGGCAAGGGAUGGGAGAACCACAUCGAAGGUCAAAAACUGAAGGCCGAUGGAGAUAGUUUCAGGCUUAAAUUGGAUACACAGGAAGUUUUCGAUGAUUGGGCUCGCAAAGUUCAACAACGCAACUUGGGCGUGUCCGGUCGCAUCUUUGCUAUCGAGUCUGUCCGUGCUCGUUCAAGCAAAAGCGGCAAUGUACUUAAACUGAAGGUUAAUUUCCUCCCAGAGAUAAUAACGUUGUACAAGGAAGUGCGCAACCUCAAGAACUUGGGAUUCAGAGUCCCGUUGGCUAUUGUCAACAAAGCACAUCAAGCAAACCAACUUUACCCUUUCGCGAUCUCGCUCAUCGAAAGCGUACGCACAUACGAACGUACGCUGGAAAAGCUAAAUAAUAGGAAUCAUACGAAGAUUCGCGACAAAGCGUCUAUCAUUCCUCUAGUGGCUGGUCUACGUCGCGAUGUUUUGUUCCAAGUGUCUGAAGGCAUGGCGCUUGUAUGGGAAUCAUAUAAACUGGAUCCCUACGUACAGAAGCUCAGCGAAGUUGUGUUGCUAUUCCAGGAAAAGGUUGAAGACCUUCUGGCAGUUGAAGAACAGAUUUCGGUUGACGCUCGUUCUUUGGAGACGUGUCCAUAUUCAGCUCAAAGCUUGGCUGACAUCCUGUCCAGGCUGCAACGAGCUAUUGAUGAUCUUUCCUUACGUCAAUACAGCAAUUUGCAUUUGUGGGUCCAGAAACUUGAUGAAGAAGUUGAGAAGAGUCUGGCAGCUCGCCUUCAGGCAGGUGUGGAAGCAUGGACCGCUGCACUUUUAGGCAAAACCAACGAACUCGAUUUGUCUAUGGAUACAUACUCUCCCGCGGAACCCACCCACAAGCCAGGCGGAGAUCCGCAGAUAGCUUGUGUGGUGCACGAAGUGCGUAUCACCAAUCAGCAGAUGUACUUGUUCCCGUCGCUGGAGGAAGCUCGAUUCCAACUCAUGAGGCAGAUGUUCGCAUGGCAGGCUGUAGUCACAUCGCAGCAUCGCUUACAGAGUACUAGAUACCAAGUGGGCGUGGCCCGAGCACAAACAGCUACAUAUAGAAAUCUCUUGACCAAGUUGCCAGGUGGAUCCAGUCCUUUGGAAAACGCAUACGAUGCUAUUGAACAGAAAAUAUCUCAGGUCCGCAAAUACGUCGACGAAUGGCUACGUUAUCAAGCCUUAUGGGAUCUGCAGCCGGAAAGUUUGUACGGACGUCUCGGAGAAGAUAUUACUCUGUGGAUAAAGUGCCUCAACGAUAUCAAGAAGUCUCGUACUACGUUUGAUACAUCAGACACUCGCCGUGAGUACGGUCCGGUAGUGAUCGACUUCGCUCGUGUACAGAGUAAAGUGGCUCUUAAAUAUGAUGCUUGGCACAAGGAAGUUCUCGGAAAAUUCGGUGCCUUGUUAGGCGGAGAGAUGGUGCAGUUCCAUGGAAAACUGGCCAAAUCAAGAGGACAGCUCGAACAACAGACUAUCGAAGCAGCCUCCACUAGUGAUGCAGUAUCUCUGAUCACUUAUGUGCAACAACUAAAGAGAGAAGUCCUGGCUUGGGAGAAACAAGUAGAUAUCUACAGAGAGGCGCAAAGGAUUCUUGAACGACAACGAUUCCAAUUCCCAGCACAAUGGCUGCACGUCGAUAAUAUCGAAGGAGAAUGGAGCGCAUUUAACGAGAUCAUGCGCAGAAAAGAUUCUUCUAUCCAAACUCAAGUAGCCUCACUGCAACAGAAGAUCGUAGCUGAAGACAAGGCGGUUGAAGCUCGUACUCUUGAGUUCCUGGCUGAGUGGGAACGCAGCAAGCCUACAGACGGAUCAACAAGACCCGAAGAUGCACUGUCUCGUCUACAGGCCAUGGAAACGAGAUACACCCGCCUCAAGGACGAGAGGGAUAAUGUUGCUAAAGCUAAGGAAGCGUUGGAGUUGCAUGAUACUGGUAGCUCUGUGAACAACGAACGCAUGACGGUGGCUUUAGAAGAACUUCAGGAUUUGCGUGGAGUUUGGUCAUCUCUUAGCAAGAUAUGGACCCAAAUCGAUGACAUUAGAGAGAAACCCUGGCUGUCCGUGCAACCGCGUAAACUGAGGCAACAACUAGAAGCUAUGCUCACCGAAUUGAAGGAACUUCCUGCACGUCUACGCAUGUACGACAGUUACGAAUACGUUCGUAAACUACUGCAAUCAUAUACAAAGGUGAACAUGUUAAUUGUUGAACUGAAGUCAGACGCGCUCAAGGAGCGUCACUGGCGUCAGUUGUGUCGUGCUCUCAAAGUGGAGUGGUCACUAUCAGAGUUGACCCUCGGUCAAGUGUGGGACGCUGACCUGCUGCGUAACGAACACACUGUUAAAGAUGUGGUCUCUGUUGCGCAAGGUGAAAUGGCGCUUGAAGAGUUCUUGAAACAGGUUCGGGAAUCCUGGCAAAGUUACGAGCUGGACCUCAUCAAUUAUCAAAACAAAUGCAAGAUCAUCCGCGGCUGGGACGAUCUCUUUAAUAAAGUUAAAGAGCACAUCAACAGUGUCGCUGCUAUGAAACUAUCACCUUACUAUAAGGUGUUUGAAGAAGAAGCUCUAACAUGGGAAGAGAAAUUAAAUCGUAUCAAUGCGUUGUUCGACGUGUGGAUAGACGUACAGCGUCGUUGGGUGUACCUCGAGGGAAUAUUCAGUGGUUCCGCAGAUAUUAAGACCUUGCUACCCGUUGAGACCAGCCGCUUCCAAAGUAUUAGUUCUGAAUUCCUGGGCCUAAUGAAAAAGGUUAGCAAGUCUCCUAUGGUGAUGGACGUACUGAACAUACCAGGAGUACAGCGGUCGCUGGAGAGACUCGCAGACCUGCUAGGGAAGAUACAAAAAGCACUUGGAGAAUAUUUGGAACGAGAAAGAAGCAGCUUCCCGAGAUUCUACUUCGUGGGUGAUGAAGAUCUGCUUGAAAUUAUCGGCAACAGCAAAAAUAUAGCGCGUCUUCAGAAACACUUCAAGAAGAUGUUCGCAGGCGUUGCCGCUAUUAUACUGAAUGAAGACAACACUAUCAUUAACGGCAUAGCGUCGCGAGAGGGUGAAGAAGUUUACUUCACUUCACCAGUAUCGACUAUAGAAAAUCCUAAAAUCAACUCGUGGCUGUCUAUGGUGGAGAGGGAGAUGCGCGUCACACUUGCUUGUCGUCUCAAAGAUGCCGUUGCUGAUGUCAAACAAUUUAAAGAUGGCAAUGUUGACCCGCAGAAGUUCAUUGAGUGGUGUGAUAAAUAUCAAGCGCAGAUAGUAGUGCUAGCUGUUCAGAUCCUAUGGUCUGAAGACGUGGAGGCGGCGCUGGCUGGAGGCGGCGGGGAGGCUCUGAAGAGAGUCCUCAAACACGUGGACCUCAUGCUGAACGUACUGGCUGACUCCGUACUGCAAGAACAACCGCCGCUGAGACGAAGGAAACUGGAACACCUUAUCAACGAGUUUGUCCACAAACGUACUGUGACCCGUCGUCUGAUCGCAUCUGAUGUUAACUCUCCUCGCUCCUUCGAAUGGCUGUGCGAGAUGAGAUUCUACUUCGAUCCCAGGAAUAAUGAUGUCUUACAACAGCUGACGAUUCACAUGGCCAAUGCUAAGUUCUUAUAUGGCUUCGAGUAUCUCGGUGUUCAAGAUCGGCUCGUACAGACGCCGCUGACAGAUCGCUGCUACCUCACUAUGACGCAAGCUUUGGAAGCCAGGCUUGGAGGAUCACCCUUUGGUCCGGCUGGAACGGGUAAGACGGAAUCGGUGAAAGCGCUCGGUAACCAACUCGGUCGCUUCGUCUUGGUAUUCAACUGCGACGAAACCUUCGAUUUUCAAGCUAUGGGACGUAUUUUCGUCGGUCUUUGUCAGGUCGGCGCGUGGGGUUGUUUCGAUGAGUUCAAUCGCUUGGAAGAGAGAAUGCUCUCUGCUGUAUCCCAACAAGUUCAGACCAUACAGGAGGCGCUCAAGAGUCACCAGGAAGGAGAUAAUACUGCCAAAUCUAUAACAGUGGAGUUGGUCGGCAAGCAGGUUCGUGUGAGUCAGGACAUGGCGAUAUUCAUAACAAUGAACCCUGGUUACGCCGGGCGCUCCAACCUCCCAGAUAACCUCAAGAAGCUGUUCAGAUCCCUCGCUAUGACAACUCCUGACAGACAACUGAUCGCUGAAGUGAUGUUGUUCAGUCAAGGCUUCAGGACGGCGGAGAAAUUGGCCUGCAAGAUUGUACCGUUCUUUAAACUUUGUGAUGAACAGCUGUCAAACCAGUCUCAUUACGACUUCGGACUGCGAGCUCUCAAGUCGGUGUUGGUAUCGGCUGGUAAUGUGAAAAGAGAUCGCAUACAGAAAAUUAAAGAAAAUCUAAUCGAGCGCGGUAACGAAGUACCAGACGAAGCGUCGAUCGCUGAAUCUCUCCCCGAACAAGACAUCCUCAUACAGUCUGUGUGCGAGACUAUGGUGCCCAAACUGGUAGCUGAAGACAUACCACUGCUAUUCUCACUACUAAAUGACGUGUUCCCCAACGUUGGAUACACUAGAGCCGAGAUGACUGGUCUAAAGAAUGAAAUACGAGCUGUGUGUGCAGAAGAAUUUUUGGUUUGUGGUGAAGGUGACGAACAAGGCAAUACUUGGAUGGAAAAGGUUCUACAACUGUAUCAAAUCUGCAACUUGAACCACGGUCUAAUGAUGGUUGGACCCUCCGGCAGUGGUAAAUCUACGGCGUGGCGUGUCCUACUUAAAGCUCUCGAGCGUUACGAAGGUGUGGAAGGCGUGGCUCAUGUCAUCGAUCCAAAGGCUAUGUCAAAGGAGACACUGUAUGGUGUACUCGAUCCUAACACUCGCGAAUGGACUGAUGGGUUAUUCACACACAUACUGAGGAAGAUAAUCGACAAUGUUCGCGGUGAGAUCAACAAGCGUCAAUGGAUCAUCUUCGACGGUGACGUGGACCCGGAGUGGGUCGAGAAUCUCAACUCAGUACUGGAUGAUAACAAACUACUCACUCUACCUAACGGAGAGAGACUGUCACUCCCGCCCAACGUGCGGGUCAUGUUUGAGGUCCAAGAUCUGAAAUACGCCACUCUAGCUACAGUGUCUCGUUGUGGUAUGGUGUGGUUCUCUCAAGACGUGCUCACAACGGAAAUGAUCUUUGAGAACUAUUUAUUGAGACUAAGAAACAUUCCGCUCGAGGACGGUGAAGAGGAUUCCUUCAGUAUUGUGAUGGCAGCUCCAUCUGGCGGCGAUCAGAACGCCACAGAGAGCAUCUUAUCACCAGCGCUACAGACCCAGCGUGACGUAGCGUCAAUCCUUCAGCCAUUGUUCUAUGGCGAGGGUCUAGUGGUCAAAUGUCUAGAGCGCGCUGCUACCCUCGACCAUAUUAUGGACUUCACGAGACAUAGGGCGCUGUCUUCACUACACUCUAUGCUUAACAGAGGCGUCAGGAACAUUCUAGCUUAUAAUCGUCAACAUCCCGACUUCCCUAUAACCAACGAUCAAUUGGAGGCCUAUGUACCUAAAUGGCUCGUGUACUCCUUACUGUGGUCCUUCGCCGGUGACGCUAAACUUAAGGACCGUAAUGAGCUAGGUGACUUCAUAAGAUCAGCCAGCACGAUGCAAUUACCCAACUGUGGACCGAACCAACACAUUAUAGACUUUGAGGUAUCUGUGACGGGAGAGUGGGUAGCGUGGUCGGCUAAAGUGCCGCAAAUUGAAGUAGAGACCCACAAGGUGGCAGCACCGGACGUGGUCGUACCAACACUUGAUACAGUCCGACACGAGGCGCUCCUUUAUACAUGGCUGGCUGAACACAAGCCUCUCGUACUCUGCGGUCCGCCCGGUUCUGGUAAAACAAUGACGCUAUUCUCUGCUCUGCGUGCAUUGCCUGAUAUGGAAGUCGUCGGUCUCAACUUCUCAUCGGCGACAACUCCCGAACUACUACUGAAGACCUUCGAUCAUUAUUGUGAAUAUAGAAAAACACCAAACGGUGUCGUUUUAGCUCCGGUUCAGCUUGGUAAAUGGCUGGUUUUGUUCUGCGACGAAAUCAACUUGCCAGAUAUGGACCAGUACGGCACUCAACGCGUUAUAUCCUUUUUGAGGCAGCUUUUGGAGCAUAAAGGCUUUUACAGAGCGAGCGAUCAUUCAUGGGUGCACCUGGAGCGUAUUCAAUUCGUGGGCGCCUGCAACCCGCCCACGGACCCGGGCCGUAAACCGUUGUCACACCGUCUGCUGCGACACGUACCUGUUAUAUACGUCGACUAUCCCGGAGAAACCUCCCUGGAACAGAUCUACGGUACGUUCACUCGCGCCAUGCUAAGAAUGCAGCCGGCCUUGCGUGGCUACGCGGAGCCGCUGACCCAAGCCAUGGUGAAGCUAUAUCUCGCGUCCCAGGAGCGAUUCACACAAGACAUGCAGCCUCACUACGUGUACUCGCCUCGAGAAAUGACCCGAUGGGUUCGAGGCAUCUGCGAGGCCAUCAGACCCUUGGACAAUCUCUCUGUGGAAGGUUUAGUCAGGUUAUGGGCGCAUGAAGCUCUGCGUCUGUUCCAAGACCGUCUUGUUGAAGAUUCCGAGAGACAGUGGACGGAUGAAAACAUUGAUAACGUCGCUAUGAGGUUCUUCCCGGGCAUCAAUCGUGAACAAGCGCUAGCUCGUCCUAUUCUAUACAGCAACUGGUUGAGCAAAGACUACGUACCAGUACAGAGAGAUCAGCUUCGCGAAUAUGUGAAGGCUAGACUAAAGGUGUUCUAUGAAGAGGAGCUGGAUGUACCUUUGGUGUUAUUUGACGAAGUUCUGGAACACGUGCUUCGUAUAGAUCGUAUCUUCCGUCAACCUCAAGGACAUUUGCUCUUGAUCGGAGUCUCCGGCGCCGGGAAGACUACCCUCAGUCGCUUCGUAGCUUGGAUGAAUGGACUUAGUAUCUUCCAAAUCAAGGUUCACAAUAAAUACACGGGAGCCGAUUUCGACGAGGACCUCCGUUCGGUGUUACGCCGCGCUGGAUGUCGUGAUGAGAAGGUGGCCUUCAUUUUGGACGAAUCCAAUGUUCUGGACAGCGGCUUCCUAGAAAGAAUGAACACAUUACUGGCCAAUGGAGAGGUGCCUGGCUUGUUCGAAGGCGACGAAUUUGCAGCUUUAAUGACACAGUGUAAAGAAGGCGCACAAAGGGAAGGACUUAUGUUAGAUUCCAACGAUGAGUUAUACAAGUGGUUCACGGGUCAAGUGAUGCGUAAUCUCCACGUGGUGUUCACAAUGAACCCAUCGUCUGAAGGUCUCAAGGACCGCGCCGCCACUUCACCAGCUUUGUUCAAUCGUUGUGUCCUCAACUGGUUCGGAGAUUGGAGCGAUGGAGCUCUGUUCCAGGUCGGUAAAGAGUUCACGAGUCGUAUGGACCUGGACUGGUCGGAGUACGUGCCUCCAGAACAGUUCCCAGCGGCCUGCGGUGAGGUUGGAGCCCGACCCGCUCACAGGGCGGCUGUGGUUAACGCCUGUGUGUACGUACAUCAGACGCUGCAUCGCGCCAAUCAGAGACUGGCCAAACGCGCCAAUAGAACAAUGGCCAUCACUCCUAGGCACUACCUAGAUUUCAUCCAACAAAUGGUGAAACUGUAUUCAGAAAAGCGAGCCGACUUGGAAGAGCAACAAUUACAUUUGAAUGUUGGUCUUGGAAAAAUUGCGGAGACUGUAGAACAAGUUGAGGAGAUGCAGAAGAGUCUCGCUGUUAAAUCUCAAGAACUGCAAGCCAAGAACGAAGCUGCUAACGCUAAACUCCGACAGAUGGUAAAAGAUCAACAGGAAGCAGAGAAAAAGAAAAUGGAGAGUCAAGAAAUUCAGGUCGCUCUAGAAGAGCAAACUAAGAAGAUUGAAGAAAAACGAAAAGAUGUUAUGGCUGACCUUGCGCAAGUCGAGCCUGCUGUUAUUGAAGCGCAAAACGCUGUGCGUUCGAUCAAGAAGCAGCAGUUAGUCGAGGUUCGUUCGAUGGCGAACCCGCCGUCCGUGGUGAAGAUGGCGCUGGAGUCGAUCUGUACCCUGCUGGGGGAGAAAGGGGACACGUGGAAGGGCAUCCGAUCAGUCGUCAUGAAGGACAACUUCAUAUCCACUAUAGUCAACUUCGAGACUGAGAAUAUCACUGACGAUGUCCGCGAGAAAAUGAGGACGAGAUAUCUAAGUAAUCCAGAUUACAACUUCGAAAAAGUAAACAGAGCCAGUUUGGCCUGUGGUCCUAUGGUGAAAUGGGCUAUUGCACAGAUCGAAUACGCAGACAUGUUAAAACGCGUUGAACCUCUUCGCAAUGAACUGAAAGCACUCGAAGAUCAGGCACAGACCAACGUUAAGUCCGGAAACGAAGUCCGAGACUUGAUUGCCCAAUUAGAGAAAUCUAUUGCAUCCUAUAAGGAAGAAUAUGCCCAACUGAUCAGCCAAGCGCAGGCAAUUAAGACUGAUCUAGAAAACGUUCAGGCCAAGGUGGACAGGUCUAUUGCUCUGCUGAAGAGUUUGGGAAUCGAACGUGAAAGAUGGGAAGCAAGCUCGGAAACAUUUAGGUCGCAAAUGAGUACUAUUGUAGGAGACGUAUUGCUCUCCGCCGCUUUCAUAGCCUACGGUGGAUACUUCGACCAACACUAUCGUCAGAACCUAUUCUCAAUGUGGAGCAGUCAUUUGGCUGCAGCCAACAUUAAAUUCCGGGCGGACAUAGCUCGUACUGAAUACCUCAGCAACCCUGACGAACGACUCCGCUGGCAGGCCAACGCACUACCAACUGACGAAUUGUGUGUUGAAAACGCUAUCAUGCUCAGGCGCUUCAACCGUUAUCCUCUCAUCAUCGAUCCAUCGGGACAAGCCACUGAGUUCAUAAUGCGUGAGUUUAAAGAACGUAAGAUAACAAAGACCUCCUUCCUCGACGACUCCUUCAGGAAGAACUUGGAGUCUGCAUUGCGUUUCGGAAACCCACUUCUAGUCCAGGAUGUCGAAAACUAUGAUCCAAUUCUGAAUCCAGUAUUGAAUAGAGAGCUCCGUCGCACAGGAGGAAGAGUGCUGAUCACUCUUGGAGACCAAGACAUUGAUCUCAGUCCAUCAUUCGUAAUUUUCUUAAGUACCAGGGACCCAACGGUAGAAUUCCCUCCAGACAUGUGUUCCCGUGUGACCUUCGUUAACUUCACCGUCACUCGUUCAUCACUACAAUCCCAAUGCCUCCACCGAGUACUUAAAGCAGAAAGACCAGACAUUGAUACCAAGCGGUCAGACCUCCUUAAACUACAAGGUGAAUUCCACUUGCGACUCCGACAACUAGAAAAGUCUCUGCUUCAAGCUCUUAAUGAUGCUAAGGGUAAGAUUCUCGACGAUGAUUCCGUUAUUGCAACACUAGAGACACUUAAAAAAGAAGCUGGCGAUAUCGGACAAAAGGUUGAAGAGACCGAUAAAGUUAUUGCUGAAAUUGAAACAGUCAGCCAACAAUAUCUGCCGCUGUCUCAAGCCUGCAGCAGUAUCUACUUCACAAUGGAGGCGCUACACCAAGUCCAUUUCCUCUACCAGUACUCGCUCAAGAUGUUCCUCGAUAUAUUCAGCUCGGUGCUCACGAGCCCCGCCCUUAAAGGAGUCACCGAUUACACGGCCAGGCUGAAAACUAUCACGGAAGAAUUAUUCAUAGCAGUAUAUGAGCGCGUGGCACGCGGUAUGCUUCACACCGACCGUCUUACAUUCGCUCUGUUAUUGUGUCGCAUACAACUCAAGGGUAUUGGCGCUGAAGAUACUCUGGAUCAACAGUUUGCGGUGUUCCUGAGAGGAAGAGAAGGUUUCGUUGCGAAUACUCCACCGUUGGAAGCGCUCUCGCAACAACAGAAUGAUGCCGCCGCUAGGCUGAGCUCAAGGAUGGUAGCUUUCCGUCGCCUGAUGGAGAAGGCUGGCUCGCUGCCGGAGUUGUCCGCGUGGUUGUCUCAGGCGGCGCCCGAGCAGUGCGUGCCCACCCUGUGGGACUGCGACGCUGCCUCGCCCCCACCACCACACGCACUGGCUAUGUACCGCUUACUAUUGAUACAGGCGUUCCGUCCGGACCGUGUGAUAGCGGCGGCCACUCAGCUAGUGUCGUCGGUGCUGGGUCCACAGUUCAUGUCCCGUGCUGAGACCGAGCUGGAUCUCUGUAACAUCACUGAAAGCCAGCUCAACGCGACCACGCCCGCACUAUUAUGCUCAGUGCCCGGCUAUGAUGCUAGUGGUCGUGUGGAUGAUAUGGCUACUGAUUUAAAUAAGCCGCUGUCAAGUAUCGCAAUCGGUUCAGCGGAAGGUUUCAACCAGGCAGAGCGCGCCAUCAAUACUGCCUGCAAAACUGGACGAUGGGUAAUGCUGAAGAACGUCCACCUUGCUCCUGUAUGGUUGGUUCAGUUAGAGAAGAAGCUUCACUCGCUCCAACCUCAUCCUAACUUCCGUCUGUUCUUAACGACUGAGAUCAGUCCCAAGCUGCCCGUGAACUUACUGCGAGCUGGACGGGUGCUCGUGUUUGAGCCGCCUCCUGGCAUUAGAGCUAAUCUAUUGAGGACUUUUGCUACUGUUCCAGCAUCUCGCAUGAUGAAGCAACCUUCGGAACGAGCACGUCUAUACUUCUUACUGGCCUGGUUCCACGGCAUCGUCCAAGAGCGUCUGCGCUACGUGCCUCUAGGAUGGGCGAAAUACUACGAGUUCAACGAGUCAGAUCUACGUGUGGCCUGCGAUACUCUCGACACGUGGAUAGACGCUACUGCUAUGGGCCGUACCAACUUACCACCUGAAAAAGUUCCAUGGGAGGCACUAGUGACCCUCCUCUCUCAGUGUAUCUAUGGAGGUAAAAUAGACAACUUGUUCGAUCAACGUCUUCUACACUCGUUCCUUUGCAAGUUGUUCACUCCGAGGUCCUUCGAAGCGGACUUUGCUCUUGUGGCUAAUGUUGAUGGCGCUUCCGGUAACCAACGCCACAUUACAAUGCCGGACGGCAACAGACGAGAUCACUUCCUUAAAUGGAUCGAGGAACUGUCGGACAGACAGACGCCGUCUUGGCUUGGCCUGCCCAAUAAUGCUGAGAAGGUGCUGUUAACAACUCAAGGCAGCGACCUGGUGUCGAAACUAUUGAAGAUGCAACAAUUAGAAGACGAAGAAGAGCUCGCGUACAACGCGGCCAGCCAGGAUCACGACCCUAAUUCUAUCGUCGUCGAGGGUGAUGGAAGGCCAGCUUGGAUGAAGAUACUGCACGAAACAGCCACAAGUUGGUUGCAACUACUACCUAAGGAAUUGCCAACUCUUCGUCGUACGGUCGAGAAUAUCAAGGACCCACUGUACCGUUUCUUCGAGCGCGAGGUGGCGGCCGGAGCGUCGCUGCUGCAACAAGUGUUGCACGACUUACGAAAUGUUAUAGCUAUAUGCCAGGGCGAGAUGAAGCAGACGAAUGAGACUCGUGCGAUGGUGGGUUCACUAGUACGUGGCAUGUUGCCGAGCGGCUGGCGCAGGUACGCCGUCGCUAGAGGCUGCACCGUACAACAAUGGAUCGACGACUUCGCGCGACGAGUCACUCAGCUCGCUACCGUGUCCAGUACACUGGCAGACCAAGGCGCUAAGAGACUCCAGAGUAUCCCAGUGUGGCUCGGCGGACUGCUCAAUCCGGAAGCGUACAUCACAGCUACACGACAAUGUGUGGCGCAGGCUAACUCAUGGUCCCUCGAAGAAUUGAAUCUACAGGUUACGAUUCCCGACCCGGGUACUCCGACGGAGAACGCGCAGAUGGAGUGGUCGUUCUCUGUAACAGGUCUCAAGCUGCAAGGAGCUACUGUGAAAGGGAACCGUUUGUUGUUGACAAACACCAUCAUGGUCGAUCUGCCGCUCGUAGUGCUCACUUGGAUAAGGGGCGUGGAGCCGGCGGGCGCGGGCCAGUCAUUGACCCUGCCGGUGUAUUUGAACAGCGCUCGUUCAGAGUUGUUGUUCACGGUCCGUCUGCCGAUCGCCGCGGGUCAAGAGCCGCACGCCUUCUACGAGCGAGGCGUCGCAUUACUCACAUCUACUGCACUCAAUUAG